Molecule: messenger RNA, 1104 nt
Organism: Cyclocybe aegerita
Lineage: Eukaryota; Fungi; Basidiomycota; Agaricomycetes; Agaricales; Hemipholiotaceae
Source: the annotation of a GenBank genome assembly
AUGCGCCCUCUUGAAUCAUCUGAUUUUCUAGUGCUCUCAGAGCAAUCAGGUCGGUGGGUGACGACUGAGUCAGGAUCCGUGAUCGCAUCAUGGACAAGCGCCUCAAUUUCCUUCCUGUUCACUGGAUCGAAGCUUGGCUUCCGCGUUGGGCCACAGACUGAGAGGAAGGACAAGGCAAACGGCGGCACUCGAAUGGUCACCAUUAUCACUGGAAAUUCAAGAGAAAGCGCCCUUCAAGACACAGCAAGCUGGAGAGCUCUUGAUCCGCAGCCUAGUUGCGAUGUUGUGAUUUUUGAUACAUGCGCAAGACACGACAGGACAUUUGUUCAAAUCGUUUUGAUCGACUGGGCGUCCCAGCUUGAGAUACAGUAUUUUUACGCAGACGAUGAGGCGAAGUUCGAAGGCUUGCCAGAAGAGGCGAAUCAGAUCCCUCGAAUCUUGCUUGUCGGAGACUCCAUCUCGUCUGCAAUGGCCGUUUCUAUUGAACAAGGAGGAGAGCUAGUACCUUUCGGCAUCCUCGACGGUUUUCCUUUCGUAGCACAAAGGCGGCUUUUGCAACGCGACCCUCCGCUCCAGGUCGCCGUCGACCUAGUCGCUUAUCCGGGCCUCAACUUAGUACGCCCAACUGAAGAGGAAAAAGAGAAGGGACACCCACUUGGAAUGGUGGACGCAUUUUUCUGGAAAUCUCCAUGGACGAAGGAGGCUUGGGUUGCUAGCAUAUCACCAAUCGUGGUCAUGAUCGAACUGGGCACGAACGACCAAUUCUUUCAAGUGCCCAAAGAGAAAUUUGGUGAUGCCUUCAUUGAACUCAUCCAGAAGCUUUUGUCCCAAUCUCAGAACUCUUUCAUGCAUGUCUGGCUUGUGCCUCCAUUCCCGGAUGAAGACACUGAUAGCCACCAGCUGAACGAAGCGAUGCCAUACAUCAUUGACCGACUGCAGAACCGAUUCGGACCUUCUAUCGAAUUCAAGAUCUGCGACUUGGUGGAAGGGCUGACAGCGAAGGAUACAGUCGAUGGAGUCCACCCCUCGCUGAAGGCCCAUCAGAGACUUGGUGAACAGCUGGCCGCUUUCAUUGAGAGAAAUCUAUUCGAGUCUACAAAAUAG